AUAUUUCUUCCACUCAAAGCGUUGAUUCCGAAUAGUUUCUUUCAGUUGACCUCAGUUAUUAGAGACACUGUAAAUAUCUAUAUCAUCUAUGUCAAAAUCAGUCUCGUAUCAGAAAUUAAUACAGUUCAACCAUAUCAAAUCAGUUAUUUUACUUGCAGUAGCACUGGAGUUCCAUUUCUGGUGAAGUACCUUGCCGUCAAACCGUUACGUAUUUUACUCUAUGAGGAUGAUUUAGUAUUUCUUUGUUAUCCAACUUUACUUGCUUGUUUUUUAAAUAUUAUUGCUGAUUUUUAGAUGAAUCAAGAUUGCCAUAUUGCUCUUUAUUGCUUCAUAGCUACUUAAAAUGACCUCAGAUGAACUCAUGUAUGCAUAAAAACUUUAGUUUGUUGAAGUUUUCUCACAUUAAUUGUCUUGAGCUUUAGCUUCGCCUGAUUAUCAAAGAAUAUUUUGUUGGAGAAAGUGGCAACGAAAAGAGAGUACCAAUUUCUCCCACUGUCUUUAAUGUCGAGCAAUCGGAUAAUUAAAGAAAAAAAAAAAUAGGCUGAUAAAAACAAAGGAUGAGGUUUCACUUUAUUACACACUGUGUCUUAUGCUGGCUAUGCCUCACCAUAACUGUGAGUAUUGCGGUAACUUUGUCGAAGCCCGGUUGCCCCCAUAAGUGUGGGAAUGUCACCAUUCCGUAUCCUUUUGGGGUUGGUUUCAAAUGCAGUGCACCGAUUUUAGAAUGCGAUAACCCUUUUACGGAUCGUUCCAAAUGCAAAGAAUCCCCUUACACAAUCAUCUGCCAAAAUUCGUCGACUCCAUUCUUGAGCAUCAUCCAAAUGGAAGUAGUGAAGAUUUCUCUGUAUGGAACAUUGAUUGUAAAGCUGCCCGUGUCGCCUAUGAAUUGCUCAGAUAUGCAGACAACACUCGCUGUGCCUAUUUCACUUGACGGCAGCCCUUUUACAAUAUCAGCACACUACAAUUCAUUGUUUGUAUUAGGUUGCAAGAGUUCAGUCUGGCUGCGUUCUGAGACGAUGCAGACAGUUGGAGGGUGCACGGCUAUCUGUGAUGCGAAUUCCACAGACACGAGCUGCACUGGUGUUAACUGCUGCCAAACAACAAUACCGGAACGAGGACAGGGGCUGCAGUAUACUUAUCGAAGUAUUGAAGCAAGUAAUGACAGUAGAUUUUGUGGCUAUGCUUUUCCUGCUGACAGGAAAUGGAUACAGAAUGCUUACACAUUGCAUAGCGGCCUAAUGCAGGAUCUUUUGAAUCCAUAUGACGUGGGAUUCAGAUUUGCACAAGUGGUGAUUGAUUGGGAAUAUGUUGGCUUUGAGGACUUCCACUAUAAUACUAUUUGCAGAAUGCUGCCUUCCUAUCGUAGUGAUGAGUACUAUGAUAACUACUAUACACCGCGUUAUGAUCCUACUGGAAACAACUAUGUAUCAUCAGUUAGGUACUGCUCUUGUCGCGAUGGUUUUGAAGGGAAUCCGUAUCUAGGCCGUGAGGGAUGCACUGAUAUAAACGAAUGUAGCAACUCAACAUUGAACAUAUGCGCUGGUAAUGGGACUUGCAUCAAUACUAUAGGAGGCUUCAUUUGUCGAAAAAGAUCUGCUGUCAAAAUAGCAUUCAUCAUUGUUGGCAGCACGGUUGGAGCUCUGGCUUUGUUACUCGGGGCAUUCUUUGCCACCAGAACUAUCAGGAAAAGAAUCAAGGACAAACACAAACUCAAGUGUUUAGCCUUAUUAUUGGAACAGCAGUUGUCUUCAGUUGAUAAUGGCCUCGAGAAAACUAGGUUGUUCAGUUCGAAAGAGCUGUCAACAGCUACUGAUGGUUACAAUGAGAAUCGAAUACUUGGUCGUGGUGGGCAAGGCACUGUCUACAAAGGAAUGCUGACUAGUGGAAGGAUUGUAGCAGUCAAGAAGUCGAUGAAGAUAGAUGAAAGUGAUCUUGAAGCCUUCAUCAACGAGGUUGUCAUUCUCUCACAGAUCAAUCACAGGAAUGUGGUUAAAUUGUUGGGAUGUUGUCUGGAGACUGAAGUUCCUCUCCUUGUCUACGAGUUCAUCCAAAACGGCACACUUUACCAACACAUCCAUGAUCCUAAUGAGGAAUUCCCAUUAUCAUGGGAGUUGAGAGUGAGGAUUGCAAGAGAGACAGCAGGAGCACUUGCUUACUUGCACUCUGCUGCGUCUGCACCUAUCUAUCACCGCGACAUCAAGUCGACAAACAUACUUUUGGAUGGUAAAUACUGCGCCAAAGUCUCAGAUUUUGGGAUAUCUAGAUCAGUUGCUGUUGAUCAAACUCACCUGACCACGCGUGUGCUAGGAACCUUUGGCUAUUUGGAUCCUGAGUAUUUCCAGUCGAGCCAGUUCACAAUCCUGUCAAAAAGAGUGAUGUCUACAGUUUCGGUGUGGUUAUGGUUGAGCUUCUAACAGGUGAGAAAGCAAUAUCAUCCAUCAGAGCUGAAGCAGGAAGGAGUUUAGCUACACAUUUCUUGCAUUCAAUGGAGGAAAAUCAGUUGUUUGAGAUUCUUGAUGCAAGGGUCCUCAGAGAAGGCAAGAUGGAAGAAAUCAUGGCUGUUGCUCAUCUUGCUAGAAGGUGUCUGCAUUUGAAUGGGAAGAGAAGGCCAACAAUGAAGGCAGUUGCAGCAGAAUUGGAAG
Molecule: messenger RNA, 2642 nt
Organism: Salvia miltiorrhiza (redroot sage)
Lineage: Eukaryota; Viridiplantae; Streptophyta; Magnoliopsida; Lamiales; Lamiaceae
Product: wall-associated receptor kinase-like 10
Exons: 3
Coding region: 558-2414 (618 amino acids)
Biological process (GO): protein phosphorylation; cell surface receptor signaling pathway
Cellular component (GO): plasma membrane
Molecular function (GO): calcium ion binding; protein serine/threonine kinase activity; ATP binding
Source: RefSeq, a predicted model, not a curated record